This is a messenger RNA of Brassica rapa (field mustard), 2781 nucleotides long. RefSeq names its product inactive protein kinase SELMODRAFT_444075. Gene Ontology annotation, molecular function: protein kinase activity; ATP binding. Gene Ontology annotation, biological process: protein phosphorylation. The record is from RefSeq and is a predicted model, not a curated record. Lineage: Eukaryota; Viridiplantae; Streptophyta; Magnoliopsida; Brassicales; Brassicaceae.
AUCUUCCUUUUGGAGCUUUCCUGUUCUCUCUACCUCUGUCUAAGAAAUUAGUGUUGUAAAAUCCAAAAUCUGAGUUACAUCAUCCAGCUUUUGACCCCACCAACCAACCAAUAAAGGAUGAGCAAAGUCUUCUUAUUCUCUACAGCAAAGCAAUGCUCACACCGUUUUCAUGGAGCUUAAAAGUCUUCAAAACCUAACCAAGGCUUUGAAAUUUCUCAGAGAGAGAGAGUGAAAGAGAUCUACUUUUAGAGUCUAGGGAUUGGCUCUGUUUAGAGAGAGGGAGAGAGAAAGUAGUGUGGGUUCUUGUGCUGUUGUGUUUUGUGCAUCUGUUGUUCUUGGGUUUCUCAGAUUAAACAAAAAAAAAUAGUUUUUAUUAAGAGACAUUGAAUCUCACACACUUCUACACACUCACACGCGGAAAAAAAAGGGUUUAGAUUAAGUGGAAGUGCUAAAAGCGUGUGAAAGCAAAGGUUGAAGAAGAAGAAACUUGAGGGAGGUUUAGGGUCUAUUUGGAUUUAUCUAUCUAAUCUAGAGAAUGAAGCAGAAGGGUAGUAGAGAGAGAGGUGUUGUGGUAGGGAAGAAAGUAAUGGUGGCUGUUAGAGCUUCAAAGGAGAUCCCUAAAGCAGCUCUUCUUUGGACUUUAACUCAUGUUGUCCAACCUGGAGAUCGAGUUAGGCUUCUUGUUGUUGUUCCUUCCAAUUACACAAGUAAAAAAAUUUGGGGAUUUUCUAGAUUCACCAGCGACUGUGCUUCAGGCUAUGGUAGAUUUCUUGCUGGGACUGAUACAGAUCGGAAGGAUGAUAUUCAUGAGUCUUGUUCUCAGAUGAUGUUCCAGUUACACAAUGUUUAUGAUGCAGACAAGAUAAAUGUCAGAAUCAAAAUUGUUUUUGCUUCACCUUAUGGAGUCAUUGCUGCUGAAGCCAAAAAAUCAAACUCAAACUGGGUCAUUCUUGACAGGGGACUGAAGUAUGAGAAGAAAUGCUGUAUGGAGCAGCUAGAGUGCAACCUUGUGGUGAUCAAGAAGUCACAGCCAAAGGUUAUUCGUCUCAACUUGGUGAAAAAUGCAGAUACAGCGCAUCCACAAGCUGUUUCCACCUUAACUUCAAAGUCUGUGAGAAGCUCAAGACAAGGAAAAAAGCUGAGGGAACCGUUUGUGACUCCAGCCAGCAGUCCAGACCAAGAAGGUUCUUCUUCACAUACCACAACCGAUAUGGGAACAACUUCAUCUAUAUCUAGCUCUGAUGCAGGAGCUUCACCGUUUCUUGCCUCUCAAGUCUUUGAGGGACUCAAUCCAUGGGUCAGUGAUGGAAACAAGAGUUUCUUUGAAUCUAAUUCUGACUCUGAUGGUGAUAAGUGGAGUCCUUUAUCAAUGGCUUCCUCAUCUGUGACAGCAUCUGUUGUCGUGAGUCCUAGUGGGGACUUGUUUAAACCUCACACAGAAACUCCAAGAAAAUCAAGAUUUGCUUCGGUUCUGAGACUCGGUUCGUCUAGGAAAGAGCCUGAAGCGGGAAAGGAGAUCCGUAACUCUGAUACAUGCUUAAACAAAAGCGUGAGAGAAGUUGUUUCUUUAUCAAGAAAGCCAGCUCCUGGACCUCCUCCGCUGUGUUCAGUAUGUCAACACAAGGCACCUAAGUUCGGAAACCCUCCAAGAUGGUUCACUUAUGGCGAGCUUGAGACAGCAACUAAAGGUUUCUCUAAAGGGAGUUUCUUGGCUGAAGGUGGGUUUGGUUCUGUUCACAGAGGAACGUUACCAGAUGGUCAGAUCAUUGCUGUGAAGCAAUAUAAGAUUGCUAGUACACAAGGUGACAGAGAGUUCUGCUCUGAAGUUGAGGUCUUGAGCUGUGCACAGCAUCGGAACGUUGUGAUGCUUAUUGGACUAUGCGUGGAAGAUGGGAAGAGGCUGCUCGUUUAUGAGUAUAUCUGCAAUGGGUCGUUGCAUUCUCAUCUCUAUGGUUUGGGAAAAGAGCCGUUAGGAUGGUCAGCGCGGCAAAAGGUUGCGGUUGGAGCAGCGCGUGGGUUGAGAUACCUUCAUGAAGAAUGCAGAGUAGGUUGCAUCGUUCAUAGGGACAUGCGUCCUAACAAUAUUCUCCUCACUCAUGAUUUUGAGCCUUUGGUUGGAGAUUUUGGGCUUGCGAGAUGGCAACCAGAAGGAGAUAAAGGAGUUGAAACUAGAGUGAUUGGAACUUUCGGGUACUUGGCACCUGAAUAUGCACAAAGUGGACAGAUUACAGAGAAAGCAGAUGUUUAUUCAUUUGGGGUUGUUUUAGUUGAGCUUAUCACAGGAAGAAAAGCUAUGGACAUUAAACGUCCUAAAGGUCAACAAUGUCUCACAGAAUGGGCAAGACCGUUGUUGCAGAAACAAGCUAUUAAAGAGCUUCUUGAUCCACGGCUAAUGAACUGUUACUCUGAACAAGAAGUUUACUGUAUGGCGCUAUGUGCUUACCUAUGCAUUCGCCGUGACCCUAACUCUAGGCCACGAAUGUCUCAGGUGUUACGGAUGUUAGAAGGAGACGUUGUCAUGAAUCCAAUGUAAAACCUUCAGAAGGGAAAGGGUCUUCUCAUGGAGUUUGUAGACUACUUAAUACCUUUCUUGUUUAAGAGUUUUUUGUACUUGUAAAAUGUAAAAGUCAAAGAUUCAAGUCAUGUCUGUUUGCUGAGAAUUUUGUGUAGGUGAAGUUUGUAAUGUAAUAUGCAUGUAUUUUAUAAGAUUGCUGCAAAAACUAUUAUGAAACAUCAAAAAUAUGGGCUACUCCAAAGUAGAAGACUUGAUUUUUUUUUCUU